Messenger RNA from Jaculus jaculus (lesser Egyptian jerboa), 2015 nucleotides. RefSeq names its product fatty acid desaturase 3 (gene Fads3). Gene Ontology annotation, biological process: lipid metabolic process. The record is from RefSeq and is a predicted model, not a curated record. Lineage: Eukaryota; Metazoa; Chordata; Mammalia; Rodentia; Dipodidae. The coding region runs from base 52 to 1401 and encodes 449 amino acids. Gene Ontology annotation, molecular function: oxidoreductase activity, acting on paired donors, with oxidation of a pair of donors resulting in the reduction of molecular oxygen to two molecules of water. Gene Ontology annotation, cellular component: membrane. The transcript has 12 exons.
GAUCGUACCUCGGGCCACGUCCCGCUGUCCCGAGGACUUUCGGACGCGGCCAUGGGCGGCGUCGGGGAGCCUGGCGGGGGCCGGGGGCCGCGGGAGGGGCCCGCGCAGCUGGGGGCACAGCUGCCCAUCUUCCGCUGGGAGCAGAUCCGCCCGCACGACCUGCCGGGCGACAAGUGGCUGGUCAUCGAGCGCCGCGUCUACGACAUUAGCCGCUGGGCACAGCGGCACCCAGGGGGCAGCCGCCUCAUCGGCCACCACGGCGCGGAGGACGCCACGGAUGCCUUCCACGCCUUCCACCAGGAUCUCAGUUUCGUGCGCAAGUUCCUAAAGCCCCUGCUGAUUGGAGAGCUGGCACCAGAGGAGCCCAGCCAGGAUGGAGCUCAAAAUGCCCAGCUGAUUGAGGACUUCCGAGCCCUGCGCCAGGCAGCCGAGGACAUGAAGCUGUUUGAGGCUGACCCCAUCUUUUUUGCUCUCCUUCUGGGCCACAUCCUGGCAAUGGAGGUGGUGGCCUGGCUCAUUGUCUACCUCCUGGGCACUGGCUGGGUACCCAGCAUCUUCGCAGCCCUCAUCUUGGCUAUCUCCCAGGCGCAAUCCUGGUGUCUACAGCAUGACCUCGGCCAUUCCUCUAUCUUCACAAAGUCCCGGUGGAACCAUGUGGCCCAGCAGUUUGUGAUGGGACAACUGAAGGGUUUCUCCGCCCACUGGUGGAACUUCCGCCACUUCCAACACCAUGCCAAGCCCAACAUCUUCCACAAGGACCCAGACGUGACUGUAGCGCCUGUCUUCCUCCUGGGGGAGUCAUCUGUAGAGUACGGCAAGAAGAAACGCAGAUACCUGCCCUACAACCACCAGCACCUGUACUUCUUCUUGAUUGGCCCCCCGCUGCUCACCCUAGUGAACUUUGAAGUAGAAAACCUGGCGUACAUGCUCGUGUGCUUGCAGUGGACGGACCUGCUCUGGGCCGCCAGCUUCUACUCUCGCUUCUUCUUGUCCUACAUCCCCUUUUACGGAGUCACCGGGGCCCUGCUCCUCUUUGUCGCUGUCAGGGUCCUGGAGAGCCACUGGUUUGUGUGGAUCACACAGAUGAACCACAUCCCCAAGGAGAUCGGUCAUGAGAAGCACCGGGACUGGGCCAGCUCUCAGCUGGCAGCCACCUGUAAUGUGAAGCCCUCUCUCUUUGUGGACUGGUUCAGCGGCCACCUCAACUUCCAGAUCGAACACCACCUCUUUCCCACGAUGCCAAGGCACAACUACAGCAAGGUGGCCCCACUGGUCAAGGCGCUGUGUGCCAAACACGGCCUGCACUAUGAGGUGAAGCCCUUCCUCACGGCCCUGGUGGACAUUGUUGGGUCCCUGAAGAAGUCUGGUGAUAUCUGGCUGGAUGCGUAUCUCCAUCAGUGAAGGCACCCUCACAGGUGGCGAAGGGGUGAGGGCCCAGGAACCACCAAGCCACCUUGGCAGGAUCGACAGUCCCCUUCACCUCCUGUUGGAACACCCUGCCUGCCUAGCUUACCUCAGCCCUCGCUAUCUGUUCAGGAACCCUAUGGUCCUGGCACAUGGCCAACAGGACCAGGGGUGGAGGGAGUGUACUCAUAACACAGUGAGCAUAGCAUGUUUUCCUAGAGCAAGGAUUGGGGGAAAACUGUUAUUUUUAUAUAAAAACCAACCCAGACACAAGGAGCUGAGUGUUAAAUUUGCAUAAAAUCAGUUGCUGGGGCCAUCAGGGAAUAAAGACCAAGUUCCCAUCCACCCUGGGCAUCGUGCACAGGUCAGAGGCAGCAGCUUGCAUCCUGAAGGUUGUUCCUUUCCUGCUCGUGCUCACCAGCGCCCUGGGGUGAGUCAUACUCUGAAGGGCCAUGUCUUCAGGUGCCUCUGGGCCGUGGGAUGAGAAAGCCUCUGUGUUUGCAUUAACCUCCAGCCCUCCGUGCCAUGGGGCCUCAGAUGUGGAGCCCUUUGGAGAACCUGUGCCACACUAGGCCUGAUCUGGAUAGUGGCAAUAAAACUGUCUAGAAGAA